AAAAGUGUAGCCUUUGAUCAACAUAUCUCUCAUUUCACAGUCAAAAAUCAAAGAUGUCAGGCAGAGGCAAGGGAGGUAAAGGAUUGGGCAAAGGAGGAGCCAAGAGGCACAGGAAAGUAUUGAGGGACAACAUCCAAGGAAUCACCAAGCCAGCAAUUCGUAGGCUCGCUCGUAGGGGUGGUGUGAAGCGUAUUUCUGGGUUGAUUUACGAGGAGACUCGUGGUGUUCUGAAGAUCUUUUUGGAGAAUGUGAUUCGUGAUUCAGUGACAUACACAGAGCACGCUAGGAGAAAGACUGUUACUGCUAUGGAUGUUGUUUAUGCCCUCAAGAGGCAAGGAAGGACUCUUUAUGGAUUUGGGGGUUAGGCUUUGAUGAAAUUAAGGUAGAAUUUGUAGAUUUGAUGAUGUAAUUCUCAAUUACAUAUUCAAUGAAAUUAAAGUGCUUUGCUAUUUAAA
Messenger RNA from Capsicum annuum, 455 nucleotides. RefSeq names its product histone H4. Gene Ontology annotation, cellular component: nucleosome. NCBI's taxonomy places the organism in Eukaryota, Viridiplantae, Streptophyta, Magnoliopsida, Solanales, Solanaceae. The transcript has 2 exons. The record is from RefSeq and is a predicted model, not a curated record. Gene Ontology annotation, biological process: nucleosome assembly. Gene Ontology annotation, molecular function: protein heterodimerization activity; DNA binding; structural constituent of chromatin. Bases 54 to 365 code for a protein of 103 amino acids.